CUUACUCUCCCUUCACUGGGCUCUCUGAUGUGCAACAUUGAGCAACCGCAUACGUGGAAAUUGAGCUCUACAUCAGCCGUGUGAGAAAGUUUGUCUUUGUUACUGUCACUAUUCCGACUGUUCCUCCUCCGCCGUGUCGCUUCAACCUGCCGCCAACAGUAAGAGAUUGGGCUGUUGACUAUGGAUGGGAGCCAAUCCAAUGGACAACACAACAGUGCCUUUACCUGGUUCAGAAAUCUCCAGCUCAAUUCUGUUAUCUGCAGUGGAAUAGUUCCAGAAUGGUUCCAUGGAAUUAUUUCCAGGAAGACUGCAGAGGAACUGUUACUGUCAAAGCCCUCAGGCUACUUCCUUAUACGAGUCAGUGAAAGCAGGAUUGGCUACACACUGUCAUACCAAGCCCAGGACCGCUGCAGACACUUCAUGAUUGAUGUGCUGCAGAACGGACGCUAUGUCAUUGUAGGUGAGAGUGCACAUCACCAGAGUCUGCAGGACCUGGUGGACUUUCACAGAAGGACUCCCAUCAUGCCUUUCAAGGAAGUGCUGACUUUCCCAUGUGGACAAAUCUCAAAGGAUAAGGCUGAUUAUGCGGAGCUGCUGUUACCCCAUAAUCAACCAAUGUCCCCCCAUACCAAUCCACUGCUAAACAGCUCUCUGAAUAAUUUGAAAGCACAGGAAAAUGUUGUGCCUGCCCUCCCUCACCGAUCCACUACACCAAGGGACUCUCAAAUUUCAUUGCCAAACAUGACCCAGCACACUGCUGCAUGUAAAGGCCAAGCAAGCACACCACUUUACCCCUGUCUGGAAGAUGAACUAUCACACUUCAGCUCCCAAAUCCAAGCCACGGUUGAGGCAGUCAAGCCGGUGCCAUUGCCCAGGAGGAAAUUAAUUGCCCACAUCCCCCAACCAGACCAGCCUCCUGAAUUGCCUGCAAGAAGUUUUCUCUUUCUACAGAAGAACGAGGCUUGCACCAGAACUAGCUCUGCAUCUGGAACAGUCUGCAACAUAGAACAACUAGUCACACAGUCAACUGGGUGGGAGGAUGGUCACUCCCACAACACCAAAAGUCAGUCAGGAGGAAACCCAGAUGUGAAGCCAUCAGUCGUCUCGAGCCUUUUGACCUUCAAGAGGAAGUUCCAGAAGAGGAGGAGCACAUCGCAGGAACAUUUGUCCGUUGAGAUCCACGAGGAGGCUGAGGAGAGGCUGAAGGGGCAGGCAAGAGUCACAGCAGGGGAUAGGGAGGGAAAUACCGAGCAUGAGUACCAGAAAGUUCCAUGGGAGCAGACUGUCGGCGUUGAGCCAAUUUCCUGCACUGGUACAACCAUGGGACUGACUAAGAAGGUGCUACCACAGGAGUACCUGCCACCUCCACCUUUUGCCCCUGGCUACUGAUACACAUCUGUCGUUCUAAAAAAUUUUGGAUUGAUGUGUGUGUGUUUCCUGUUUAUAUCUUUAUGUAUGUCUGUCAGGUCCUAUAGGAAGUAGCUCGACAAAAAAAAAAAAUUACCAAAAGGUGGGGUACAUGGAGCUACUUUAAAUAAACAACUCUGAGUGGGAGAAUUAAGUCUCAUUUAUUAACGCCCCUGGGGAAAUUCAGUUACUGCAAAUUAACCCAUCCUAGUGCUGAUCUGUGUAGCUAGGAGCAGUAGGCUGCCGCCUUGAUGCUGUGCCCAGGGACUAACUCCAGUUCUUUUCCCAUUGCCUUGCUCAGGGGCACAGACAGGAGUAUAACCCCUAUGCAUGUUUCUUUUGAUGGUGGGGGAAACUGGAGCAUGUGCAGAAACCCCACCACAGACAUGGGGAGAACAUGCAACUCCACACAGAGGACAACCUGGGCUGGGCUGGGCUGACCCCUCCCCCCUAAAGUUGGACAAACCCGGGAUUCAAACCCAGGACCUUCUUGCUGCGAGGCGACAGCACUAACCACUGGGCCACCGUGCCAAGAAGGUUGUGCUAAUGCCUGGAUGUUAUCAAAUGUGACUCAAUUACACUAGACAAGUUUCUGGGAGUAGCACCAUUCAAUAAAGGAACAAUAAUAAAAUUGAAAAGGGAAGAGUGGGACACGGCAUGUUCUUGAUGCUAGCCGCUCUGGGAAUGGUUUCUAUAUCAUUAGAUCUCGACUAUUUAUCAAGAGUGUAUAAGGGACAGAGAGAGAGUGACAGAGAGAGAGAGAAUAAGAUAAUGAGUGAUGGGAGAGAGGGAGUGGCAGACUGAUAAAAAAUUGCCAAAUUCAUUGUAAAACAGCAUUUAACAUAACCGGUGGAACUGUCCUUAUCACAGUUUUCACUGUCCUAACAUAUCACUGUCACUGUCAUAACAUCAUUUUAACAUUUACUUUAAGAUUGCAGCUUAAAGCACAUUUUAAAAUACGUAUUAGCAGUGAUAUUAAAUUAUAUAUACAUUGACUCUACCUUCAAACCCCAUCUCAAAAUGUACCUUUUCAAACUGGCAUAUUCAGUCUGAUCCACACUUCAUUGAGUUUUGUGCAGAUGAUGAUUUUAUACUUAUAAGUUGUAUUAACUUUUUAUGUCUACCCUACUUUGUUUUGAUUUUAUGCUGUCUGAUACAGUGCUGCUUGUUUUUUAAACUGUGUUCCGUAAGGUGUCCUUGAGUGCUCUGAAAGGUGCCCACAAAUAAAAUGUAUUUUAUAUAUAUAUAUGUAUAUAUACACAUAUACAUACACACACACACACGCAUAUAUAUAUAAUAUGCCAGCAUACAGUUUUAUGUAAUAACUUUGAGCUAACGACCUAUUAAAAAAAGCCUGUUCACUUAAUGUCUGGUUUGACCUUUAGAGCAGCUGCAUGAAAAAAUGUUGGCUGCAUAAUUAAACAAGGGGCUUACUGCGAGAUAUUGCCUGUUAUUAAAAUUAGAGCUAAACCACUGGUUACACCAAACACUCAUUUUUAGCACUGUUCAUCUUCAGGCUACCCUCACUUUCAAGCCACCUCUCGUGUAAUUUUCUCUCCUACUCCCCUGUUCCGUUUCCUCCUCUCUUCCCUUCAUUUCUCUCUUUUCACUUUGAUAUGUGGUGGAUUUUAGGAUGCCAGGUUUUGUUGUGAAAUGCUCUCAAGUAUGCAUUUCAUUUUUCACAUUUGAGUACAGAGGCACCAAAAGCAGACUUUGUCCUAAGAACAGCUGCUGUCUUGUGGUAGUGAAUGUUCAUGAGAUCAGAUGAGUUUAUUGCAGGAAUUUGA
Molecule: messenger RNA, 3194 nt
Organism: Lampris incognitus (smalleye Pacific opah)
Lineage: Eukaryota; Metazoa; Chordata; Actinopteri; Lampriformes; Lampridae
Gene: hsh2d
Product: hematopoietic SH2 domain containing
Exons: 6
Coding region: 181-1389 (402 amino acids)
Cellular component (GO): cytoplasm
Source: RefSeq, a predicted model, not a curated record